AUGAAAAUUUGCGUUGAUAAUAAUGGAAAGAGAAUUCAAUGCAUCCGUGAUUUAUCGAUUGAUCGUGAAAUUUCAAUCAAUCAUUUAUUAAAUGAAAUACGUCAAUUUGCAGCAUUUCCUCAUUUAUUUUGGGCAAUUUGGUCAUUUGAACAUGCUGAAAUUACUCAAACAAAUUUUGAUCAUUUUGAAUAUGCAUUUGAUCGCUUAGCAUUGUAUUAUUAUUGGAAAUCAGAAAUGUUAAAGUAUUUGAAUUAG
Molecule: messenger RNA, 255 nt
Organism: Brugia malayi
Lineage: Eukaryota; Metazoa; Nematoda; Chromadorea; Rhabditida; Onchocercidae
Exons: 2
Coding region: 1-255 (84 amino acids)
Source: RefSeq, a predicted model, not a curated record